CUGAGUCGAGAAUUAAAGUUAAGCGAGGAAAGAGUACGAAACUGGUUUCAAAACAGAAGAGCAAAAUCAAAAAAGCUAACAAAAGCAGGAAACAAAUCGCCACUCCAGUCUGUCUCUUCAAACACUGUUCAUCAUUCGAUGUUCAACACUUUGAAUAGUUCG
Helobdella robusta is the source of this 162-nucleotide messenger RNA. RefSeq lists its product as hypothetical. Gene Ontology annotation, molecular function: DNA-binding transcription factor activity, RNA polymerase II-specific; DNA binding. The transcript has a single exon. The annotation marks the transcript as partial. The record is from RefSeq and is a predicted model, not a curated record. Lineage: Eukaryota; Metazoa; Annelida; Clitellata; Rhynchobdellida; Glossiphoniidae. Gene Ontology annotation, biological process: regulation of DNA-templated transcription.